AUGGCGUCUGGUGGGUGUGAAGACACAUCAGAUGAGUUAUUCAGUUUCAAAUGUUCGCCUUGUCUGGCUAUUAAUCGGAAUAGAGAAGCUGUGAACUAUUGUGUGGGAUGCCAGGGAUAUUAUUGUCAGUCUUGUGCUGACGUAAUUCAUAUGAUGCCUGGUUUAAAAAGUCACACACUUUUGGAUAAUUCAAACUAUAAGUCUCCAGGCCUCCGAGCAGGAUUACCAGCAGUACCGACGGAGAGAUGUAGCAUUCAUGAGACAAAGAUCGUGGAUAUGUAUUGUGGUAAUCAUGAUGAGGUUGGCUGUACAACAUGCAUGGCUUUAAACCACAGGUCUUGUGCUGAUGUGCAAUCAAUUCCAGAUAUUGUCGAUAGUAAAUGUCAAACGACAGAUGUUGACAAAAUACACCAAAAGUUGCAAGACAUAAAAAUGAUGAUGGAGAAAAUUAUGAAAUCAAAACAAAGACUGAUAGAAGACUUAAAGAAGUCUAAGACGGAAGCAGUAAUGGCGAUCAAGGACUUUCGAAAAGACAUAGAAACAAUUCUUGAACAAUUAGAAAAGGAAUCGAUUAAAGAAUUGGAGAUGAAGUUCAUAGAAGAAGAGUCGAAACUGCUGAAAGAGAAGAAGAAAGCAAAAACUGAAUUAGAUGAUCUGAAACAAGCAGAUAACGACUUCAAGAAAUCAGAAGGAAACAAAGCCCAACAAUUUGUCUCCAUGAAAUUGUCACUGCAAAGUAUUGCUAAAACGGAAGACGCAUCUAGUUCAUUGCAAACAAGUGUUGAUGCAAAUAUAUCAUUUAGCUUUGAUCCUGCUAUACUGGAAUUUCUACAGCAGCUGAAGAGGUUUGGAUCGGUCCGACAUGAUUCUGCUUUAAGAUCGCCAAGGACAACCGUCUAUUCUAUUAAAAGUAUCAAUGAUUUAAACAUCAGAGUCCAGAAUGACAACAAAACAUGUU
This is a messenger RNA of Mercenaria mercenaria, 958 nucleotides long. Its product is annotated as E3 ubiquitin-protein ligase TRIM33-like. Gene Ontology annotation, biological process: positive regulation of DNA-templated transcription. The transcript has 2 exons. Gene Ontology annotation, molecular function: ubiquitin-protein transferase activity; zinc ion binding. The record is from RefSeq and is a predicted model, not a curated record. The annotation marks the transcript as partial. Lineage: Eukaryota; Metazoa; Mollusca; Bivalvia; Venerida; Veneridae. Gene Ontology annotation, cellular component: chromatin; nucleoplasm.